Messenger RNA from Eriocheir sinensis (Chinese mitten crab), 1462 nucleotides. RefSeq names its product peptidyl-prolyl cis-trans isomerase H-like. Gene Ontology annotation, cellular component: intracellular membrane-bounded organelle. The transcript is spliced from 4 exons. NCBI's taxonomy places the organism in Eukaryota, Metazoa, Arthropoda, Malacostraca, Decapoda, Varunidae. Gene Ontology annotation, biological process: protein peptidyl-prolyl isomerization; protein folding. Gene Ontology annotation, molecular function: peptidyl-prolyl cis-trans isomerase activity. The record is from RefSeq and is a predicted model, not a curated record. Bases 577 to 1128 code for a protein of 183 amino acids.
UCCGUAGUCCUCAUCUGGCGGUAAACAGUAACCAGGGAGACGACAGCACGGCGGUGUGGACCCACUGCCUGACUAGCUCCUAAAACACUGCCGAAGACAGCACGGCGUGGCCUGACCAGCCCUCCGGACACGGGGAAGUGAGCUGAGUGGUAUUAGUGCCGCAGCCAAGGGACUGGCACGGGGAGAGUGGCAGUGACUGGUACGCAGGCACGGGCAGAGUGGCAGUGAGUCCAGUGACUGGUACACAAGGAACAAAGAAAAAUAUACUAGCACAAGUCAGUGGAACCAAAGAAUGUAGAAAAAAACCACAGUGAAGUAACUAAAUGUGCGUGUAAAGUAUCUAAAUGUGAAGAGGAACCAAGGAGGACCUGAGGAGCGAUACAAAGUGGAACAGCUCAAAAGAAGAAAAAGAAGAGGAUAUAGAUGAAAGCAUUUACAAUUGGUGUUUUCAUAUAUCUGGAAUGACAAGGCAAAGAAACAACAUUUAAAGUUGUGAGAAGGAAAAUAAACUAAAUAAAAUCCAGCUUCAGUGGCACGGUUGUUCUCUUUUAGUCAGAAAAUUAAACUUAAUCAGCAAUGCCUACCUGGAAUCAGAUUCAGCAGCAGCUUCGGAACCCCAAUAAUCCAGUGGUGUUCUUCGACAUCACUGUGGGGCAGACGGAGAUUGGCCGAAUGAUAAUGGAAUUGUACUCUGAUGUUUGCCCCAAGACGAGUGAAAAUUUUCGCCAGUUUUGCACAGGAGAAUAUCGCAAAGAUGGUGUUCCUAUUGGAUACAAAGGUGCAAGCUUCCAUAGAGUCAUAAAGGACUUCAUGAUCCAGGGAGGUGACUUUGUGAGGGGUGAUGGAACAGGAACGCAGAGUAUAUAUGGACCAAGCUUCUCAGAUGAAAAUUUUCUCCUAAAGCAUGAUGGCCCUGGGCUGCUGUCUCUGGCCAACAGUGGAAAGGACACCAAUGGCUGCCAGUUCUUCAUUACAUGUGCCAAAUGUGAUUUUCUGGAUGGGAAGCAUGUGGUAUUUGGUCGGGUUAUAGAGGGGUUGCUGGUGAUGCGCAAGAUUGAGAAUGUUCCUACUGGACCCAACAACAAACCCAAGAUCCCUGUUGUUAUAUCACAGUGUGGACAAAUGUGAAAAAAAAAAAAAAAACUAACAUGAAAAAAAAAAAAAAACUCCAUUACUUUAUUUUACUACAGAUGAUGAUAAAGAUUAAAGGAGAAUGUACUCUAGUGAGAAAUCAGAAGGGAAUUUGAUAGUGUGCAUUAAGUUUGAGUAAUAGAAAUCCUCAGUACAUGAAUUUGGCUCAAAUCUGUGUUAAAAUAAUGAACGUUACAUUUAAGAUGACAAGAUCAUUUCUGUCAAUAUGCUUUUGAUAUUGACAAAAGUCCCUGUCUUCAAUACCAGAAUUUUUUUAAGGCUUCAAGUGAAAUUCUUCAUCAUAAGAGUUGAAUAUAAAAACAAUAAAUCA